GGAAGUUCGCAACGCUUUGAUGCUAACUUGAGACAAAGAGCGAAUACGACGAAUGUAUUAUUUAUUAUUAUUGUCAUUAUUGUUAUUAUUGCCAUAAUAUUUAUCAAACUAUUUUAAAAUGUUGAAAGAGUUGGUGAAGGAGCGACUAAUGGUGGCGGCGGAUGAAAUAUUCGCGCUGUUUGAAAGAACCAUCGCGUCGUACGAGAAGGAACUUUCUAGAAGAAUAGAGGAGCGACAUCGACAACAAUUGGAAGCUGCUGGAACAACUAAAGUGGUGGUACAUGCCGAAGACGUCCAGGAGCUGAUUCGGCAACAAGAACGUCCCCCUCAGCCACAGGAGGGAAUCCCCGCUUGGAACCAGGAGGAUCCACAGCCCCCCCAUAUUAAAGAUGAAGAGGAGGAACCAUGGAUCACUCAGGAGGGGGAUUAUCUUCUCGGACCGGAGGAAGCGGAUCUCGCCAAGUUGCCGCUGACCGUUGUCUCCGUGAAGACUGAAGACGAAGACAAGAAACCACCCGAGUCCUCGCAGCUCCGUCACAGUCCAAGUGAGGAGACCAGGUGGGCGGAGCCUCCUGGCUGUAGCUCAACACAACACAUGACAACAGAAGCUUACGGAGACCACGGUGGGGGAUCGCAAGCAGAGGACCGGGACAACACCCAAGAACCUUUGAGCAGCGUUGCGCACCGUGAAGGCGACGCCGACAACAAACAAUCCAAAAAGAAGGCCGGUAGAAAAUGCUCGUUUUGUGACAGAAGUUUCUGCAACAAAAAGGAGUUUGCCCGACACAUGACCUCUCACAAACCUUUCAGUUGCUUACUUUGUGGCAACACUUUUACUCGCCGGUCCACUUUGAAGAGGCACAUGAUAACCCACACCGGGGUAAAACCCUUCAUUUGCUCAGUGUGCGGCGAAAGAUUCACACAAAAGUCCAAUUUGAAAACACACAUGAGAACACACACGGGGGAAAGACCCUUUAAAUGCUUGAUUUGCGGCAAGACCUUCUCUCACAAGUCCAACUUGCUCUCACACAUUAGAACACACACCGGGGAAAAGCCCUUCAGUUGCUCCAUUUGUGGCGAACGAUUCUCUCAAAAGGAAAUACUGCGGAGACACAUGAAAAGACACACCGGGGGGAACCCUUUUUAGAGGUGUGUGAUUGAAAAGGUUCUCUCUGGCGACAUCUGUGGUAAAACAGGAGAACACACGCAGGAAGACGUCAACCUUGUAAAUGCUCAGUUUGUGGCCCUACCAGAUAUUGGACCUUGUAUUUGAAGAGCGACUUCCAUGCAGGCAGCGUGGCGUCGCAUACAAAGCAAGCGUUCCAAUGACUUAAAAUGAUUUAUUUUGCCUGCUUCAAUGUAAAAAGACAACCUGUCAGGUUAAGCAUCAGCUCAAAUUAGCAACUAACUCCUACGACAUCAUCAUCGGCGAGCAUGACGGUCCUCCUGGUAGGGGCGUAUCCCUUUAUGGAGGAUGCCUGUGCAUGACUUAGACUGGUGCACAGACAGUCUCUACACCAUCAGGGUCCAGUGGCAUGGAGUCCAAGACGACCGGGGACCCUUUUCUGCUGCAGCCUUCAUCCGCCAUCCAGCCGUUUUGACGCUCCAUAGGGUUAGCAAUCAUCCUCCGCCUGUUCCACCGUUGAGGUCCUGGGUCGUUAUAUGGAUGUGGGUGUGCCUUCUUCCGCCAUCGCAGCCAUUGUGGUAGUUCUUGUAUCUACCAUCUUCUGCCGUUGAGGUCUUCAUUGUAUCCUUAACUGGGGGGCAGUCAGGUACUAGGCCUAUGCCAAGGGCCACCUGUGGUAACAGUUGUAAAGGGGUUAACCUCCUAGUUCCCCAAGACCCCUUAGAGGAGCCUCCACUGCCGGAUGCACAUUAACAUCAUGCCCAGGACACAACUCCUCCCACCCAGGAUCAUAUCACUUACCGUGUGAGAAUGUUUGAAUUGGAUUCAAAUCGGAAUGGUGAUUCUCAUUCUUGACAAUCCAUUGAUCAAUUCGAGAUAGGGUGAGAAGCUCUGCCAUCCGGGAGGAACUCAAAGUAAAGCCGCUGCUCCUCCACAUGGAGAGGAGCCAGAUGAGGUGGUUCGGGCAUCUGGUCAGGAUGCCACCCGAACGCCUCCCUAGGGAGGUGUUUAGGGCACGUCCAACCGGUAGGAGGCCACGGGGAAGACCCAGGACACGUUGGGAAGACUAUGUUUCCCGGCUGGCCUGGGAACGCCUCGGGAUCCCCCGGGAAGAGCUAGACGAAGUGGCUGGGGAGAGGGAAGUCUGGGCUUCCCUGCUUAGGCUGCUGCCCCCGCGACCCGACCUCAGAUAAGCGGAAGAAGAUGGAUGAAUAGAUGUUUUUUUUAGGCCAUCUCUGCUUAUACUUACUGCGCCUAUCCGUCAUACGCCAGCAGCCAAGAGCAAGGUGUAACCUGUUUUGAAUGGGUUAUACUUGUACUUGUAUAGCGCUUUUCUACCUUCAAGGUACUCAAAGCGCUUUGACACUACUUCCACAUUCACCCAUUCACACACUGAUGUUAGCUGCCACGCAAGGCCCUGACCACCAUCAAGAGCAAGGGUAAAGUGUCUUGCUCAAGGACACAACGGAUGUGACAAGGUUGGUCGAAGGUGGGGAUUGAACCAGGAACCCUCAGGUUGAUGGCACGGCCACUCUCCCAACCGCUCCACGCCAAGUGUUUAUGGCACCAAACCAGUGCUCAAACCCCACGCAGAGUUUUUAUGCAUGCACAGAGUUUUGGAUUGGAAAAUCUACGCGUAAAACUCUUUCUGCGCUGGCCCCAGUAUGGACUGGACUCUAACUAUUAUAUUGGAUCCACUAUGGACUGGACUCUCUCACUAUUAUGUUAGAUCCACUAUGUACUGGACCCUCACUAUUAUGUUAGAUCCACUAUGGACUGGACUCUCACUAUUAUGUUAGAUCCACUAUGGACUGGACUCUCACUAUUAUGUUAGAUCCACUAUGGACUGGAGUCUCUCACUAUUAUGUUAGAUCCACUAUGGACUGGACUCUCACUAUUAUGUUAGAUCCACUAUGGACUGGACUCUCAGAAUAUUAUGCUAGGUCCACUCAAAGGUUUCUCAUUGUCCCAUUGGGUGAGUUUUUCCUUGCCCUAAUGUGGGAUCUGAGCCCAGGAUGUCGUUGUGGCUUGUGCAGCCCUUUGAGACACUCGUGAUUUAGGGCUAUGUAAGUCAACAUUGAUUGAUUGAUUGCUACGUGCCUGUGGACUUUGUUUGUACUCGCGGUCGGCUUGUCCCUUUCCCCAUGUGCGCCACCUUCCCUCACCCUGGCACUUCCUGGCCGUAAAGCCUGUUGGGUUGAGUUUGUCCUUGCCCUGAUGUGGGCGUGUGCGGCCCUUUGACACACUUGUGAUUUAGUGCUAUAUAAAUAAACUUUGAUUGACAUA
Nerophis ophidion (straightnose pipefish) is the source of this 3412-nucleotide messenger RNA. RefSeq names its product histone-lysine N-methyltransferase PRDM9-like. The record is from RefSeq and is a predicted model, not a curated record. The transcript has 2 exons. The coding region runs from base 119 to 1147 and encodes 342 amino acids. Gene Ontology annotation, cellular component: nucleus. Lineage: Eukaryota; Metazoa; Chordata; Actinopteri; Syngnathiformes; Syngnathidae.